Messenger RNA from Serpula lacrymans var. lacrymans S7.9, 2220 nucleotides. RefSeq lists its product as uncharacterized. Gene Ontology annotation, molecular function: ATP hydrolysis activity; misfolded protein binding; ATP-dependent protein folding chaperone. Lineage: Eukaryota; Fungi; Basidiomycota; Agaricomycetes; Boletales; Serpulaceae. The transcript has 6 exons. Bases 111 to 2072 code for a protein of 653 amino acids. The record is from RefSeq and is a predicted model, not a curated record. Gene Ontology annotation, cellular component: cytosol; plasma membrane; nucleus. Gene Ontology annotation, biological process: protein refolding; vesicle-mediated transport; cellular response to unfolded protein.
AGCUGAUCAGUUUUCAAUCACCUGUUUUUGUAUCUCCUAAGUAAGCAUCUUCGACGAAAUCAAUAUUAUCCUUUUCAUCUCUAGCGAUCUUCCAGUCACAUCCAUUAAAAAUGUCGAAAGCCAUCGGUAUCGAUUUGGGCACCACUUAUUCUUGUGUCGGUGUAUGGCAGAAUGACCGUGUUGAAAUUAUCGCCAACGACCAGGGCAACCGAACGACCCCCUCAUAUGUAUCAUUCUCCGAUAACGAACGGUUGAUUGGUGACGCUGCGAAGAAUCAGGUCGCCAUGAACCCCCACAACACCGUUUUCGACGCUAAGCGUCUCAUUGGUCGUAAAUUCGAUGAUGCCGAAGUUCAAUCAGAUGUGAAGCACUUCCCCUUCAAGGUGUUCAGCAAGACUGGCAAACCAUACAUUUCCGUUGAGUACCGUGGUGAGACCAAGGAGUUUUCUCCUGAAGAAAUCUCUUCAAUGGUUCUCUUGAAGAUGAAAGAGACGGCCGAAUCGUAUCUCGGUGCCAACUGCAACAACGCUGUUGUUACGGUCCCCGCCUACUUCAAUGACUCUCAACGACAGGCCACCAAAGAUGCCGGAACCAUCUCUGGCAUGAACGUUCUCCGUAUCAUCAACGAGCCCACAGCUGCUGCCAUCGCAUACGGCUUGGACAAGAAAGUGACCGGCGAGCGGAACGUCCUUAUUUUCGAUCUCGGAGGAGGAACUUUCGAUGUCUCUCUCUUGACUAUUGAAGAAGGUAUCUUCGAGGUCAAGGCCACUGCUGGUGACACUCACUUGGGCGGUGAGGACUUCGACAACCGUCUCGUCAACCACUUCGUCCAGGAAUUCAAGCGCAAGAACAAGAAAGAUCUCUCGUCGAAUCCUCGUGCUCUCCGUCGUCUCCGCACUGCUUGCGAGCGUGCUAAGCGCACUCUCUCUUCUGCGACCCAAACUUCCAUCGAAAUUGACUCCCUUUUCGAGGGUAUUGACUUUUACACUUCAUUAACUCGUGCUCGUUUCGAGGAAUUGUGCCAAGAUCUUUUCCGAAGCACACUUGAGCCCGUCGAGAAGGUUCUCCGCGACUCUAAGAUUGACAAGGCUAACGUUCACGAGAUCGUUUUGGUUGGUGGUUCCACUCGUAUCCCUCGUAUUGUCAAACUCGUGUCAGACUUCUUCAAUGGCAAGGAGCCCAACAAGAGCAUCAACCCUGACGAAGCUGUCGCCUACGGUGCUGCCGUUCAGGCCGCAAUUCUUUCUGGUGACACUUCUGAGAAGACCCAGGACCUCUUGCUCCUCGAUGUUUCUCCUUUGUCGCUUGGUAUCGAGACCGCUGGUGGUGUCAUGACUGCCCUCAUUAAACGUAAUACUACUGUCCCCACCAAGAAGUCGGAGACUUUCUCCACUUACUCCGACAACCAGCCAGGUGUCCUCAUCCAAGUGUACGAGGGUGAACGUGCACGGACGAAGGACAACAACCUCCUCGGUAAAUUUGAACUUUCUGGUAUCCCUCCUGCGCCCCGUGGUGUUCCUCAAGUUGAGGUCACUUUCGAUAUUGAUGCCAACGGUAUCUUGAACGUGUCUGCGUCGGACAAGACUACCGGAAAGUCGAACCGUAUCACCAUCACCAACGACAAGGGUCGUCUAUCCAAGGAAGAUAUCGAGCGCAUGGUUUCUGAAGCUGAGAAAUAUAAAGCUGAGGAUGAAGCUGCUGCUUCUCGUAUCACCGCGAAGAACGGCCUUGAAUCAUAUGCCUACAACCUUCGUAACUCCAUCAGUGAUGAGAAACUUGCCGACAAAUUCGAAGCUGCUGACAAGGCCAAACUCGAGUCUGCAGUCAACGACACCAUCUCGUGGCUUGAUGCUUCACAAGAGGGUUCGAAAGAGGAGUAUGAGGAGAAGCAGAAAGAAUUGGAGGCCAUUGCUAACCCCAUCAUGCAGAAGUUGUACGGUGCAGCAGGAGGUGCUCCCGGCGGUGCUCCCGGCGGAUUCCCUGGCGGUGGAUUCCCCGGUGCGGGUGGAGCACCUGGUGGAUUCCCUGGUGCUGGUGGAGAGGAUGGUCCCAGUGUGGAAGAGGUCGACUAAACGCCUCGUCUGUCACGAUUUUCUUUUGCAUCAUCUCGGUCCUCAUACGUUGCAUAGUUGGUAUACGAUCUUAAUGACACACAUUACAAAAUAAUGAACCGCAGUGUACGCUAGUGCAGUUUUAGAAUGAUUUCUUUUUAUUCUCGCA